GCCGGCAGCACAGGGGGGCAGGCUGGGGGCGGUGCUGGAAGCCUGAUUCACCCGGUGCCGAGGACACCCCCUCCCUGGCUGCCUCGGGGGAGAGCUGCUCCCCCCCACCCCCCGGGAGUGGGGUAACGGGGGGGUGUCAGUGCGCGAUCCCAGGUGUUAGGGUCCUGACAGCUGGGGUUUGUCUGAGCCCAAAUGUCUCCUCUGCCCUGAAAACACCCUUCCCUAUCCCUGAAUCUCUCUGAGCCCCCUGAGGGGCGCUGGGCAAAGCCCAUUGCACUGGGGGGGGGGAAUGGGGAAAUUUUCCCUUUGUGGAAGGGGUAUGGAGCCCCCUUGGGCACGCGUGACUGACUUGGCGUGGGUGGAUGGGUUAACUAGGUGAGUGGCAGGGUUUAACCCCCCCUCCCCCAUGACUCGUCCCCCCUCCUCCCUCUCCCCCCUCCCUGUAACCUCCAAAAGGGGAAUUUUCCAGCUGGUAAUUUCUGCUGCGUCAACACCCAGCUCAAGGGAGAGGAGAGGAGACAAGGGGGCAUUUUAACAGCAGCUCCACUUGCAAAUAACAAGCCUGAAUUCUGGCUCCAGAAUUAAAAAUCUUUCCACCCCCAAAAAAUCAGCAUCUGUGCAAGUUGGACCAAGAGUUUGUCAAGAGUGUGGUUCAAAACUGCUUGGAAAAAGGGAUGAGUUCCAUUUUUGUUAAAUUACCUACCUUAAAGGGACUUUUUCCAAAGAGAGAAUGGUGCAGGGAGAAGGGGGAACAGAAAGAAAGAACAAGUUACAGGACAGUUGAUGAACUUUCCAAAGCCUGUUACCAGAAACGCUUUCCCUCUGUUCAUUAAAACAUGUAUGGUGUACCAUGACACCUCGUGGCAUUUAUCUUUACUAAAGAAAACAAUUUUCAACUACUGAGUCUGUGUACGAGAAAACACAAAGAUUCCCAAAUGAAUAACCGAAAGGAAGAUAUGGAGAUUGCCUCCCAUUACCGUCAUCUGCUUCGUGAGCUCAAUGAGCAGAGACAGCAUGGCAUCCUCUGUGAUGUUUGCAUUAUAGUGGAGGGGAAGAUCUUUAAGGCUCACAAAAAUGUUCUGCUCGGGAGCAGCCGCUACUUCAAGACUCUUUACUGCCAGGUGCAGAAGACAUCUGACCAGGCCACAGUCACUCAUUUAGACAUUGUAACUGCACAGGGCUUUAAAGCCAUCAUUGACUUUAUGUAUUCUGCACACUUAGCGUUGACGAGCAGAAAUGUCAUUGAAGUGAUGUCAGCUGCUAGCUAUCUUCAAAUGACUGAUAUUGUACAAGCUUGUCACAAUUUCAUAAAAGCGGCUCUUGACAUAAGUAUAAAGUCUGAUGCCUCAGAUGAUCUAGUUGAUUAUGAACUUGGGGCCGCUUCCAGCAGUAGUACAGAUGCUUUGAUUUCAGCAGUGGUGGCUGGUAGGAGUAUUUCUCCGUGGUUAGCUCGACGAACAAGUCCAGCGAACUCUUCUGGAGAUUCGGCCAUUGCUAGCUGUCAUGAAGGAGGGAGCAGUUAUGGAAAAGAGGAUCAAGAACCAAAACCAGAUAGCCACGAUGACAUUUCAUCCCAGUCUCUUUGGUCCAGUGACAUGAGCUAUGGGUCUUUGCGUAUCAAAGAGGAGCAAAUUUCACCAUCUCACUAUGGAGGGAAUGAAUUGCGUUCUGCCAAGGAUAGUGCAAUACAGAACACUUUCUCAGAACAAGGAGCAGGGGAUGGCUGGCAACCCACUGGACGCAGAAAGAACAGAAAAAAUAAAGAAACUGUGCGUCAUAUUACACAGCAAGUAGAGACUGACAGCAGGGCAAGCUCUCCAGUGCCAUCUUUUUUAUCUGCCUCAGGGUGGCCAUACAACAGUCGUGACCCAAGUGCUGAUGUGACAGAACCCAGCAAUUCAGACAGCCGAGUGGAGAGAUCAGACCUUUAUGCAAAUGUUGAUGAAGCACUCCUAGGAGGUGAUGCUAGCUACCUAUCUCAGCCUCUUACCCCGGAGAAGGAUGAUGCACUUCAGGCUGCGACAGUUGCUAAUCUGCGCGCAGCCCUCAUGAGUAAGAACAGCUUGUUAUCUCUGAAAGCUGACAUGCUGGGAGAGGACAGUUCUCUGCUAUUCGAGUACUUACCCAAAGGCACACAUUCUUUAUCUCGGCCUGGUGCCAACUUGAAUCGUUCAAGGGGCGAAUUUGAUGGCAAAGUGGAAGCACCAUCUCCCCUGCUGCCUUCAUCACACCUUGCCACUCAGAGCCCCCCUGUGAUCUCCUGUUCUGGUGAAAUGUCACCAGAAACCAUGAUAAAAGGAAAGCUGUCUUCCUCGGCUCAGGCCCCCUAUGAUGGAUUUUUAGCACUGUGGCAGUUUGACAGCUCUGACACAGAUAUAAACAUUUCAAGAUCUGAAGAUAUGGACUUAAUGAAUGAAGGCCUGUUCUUGGAUUCAACCUUAACCAAGAGACUGACUUGUGGUUUCUGCAGGAGGGUUUUUGAGUGCACUGAAAAGUUGAAGGAGCACAUACACAAGCAUGCUUUUUCCAUGAUUCUUCCUUUUGACUUAAUUGACUGUGCCAGACCUGUGCUCAUUGGCCUCACUGAUCAUGUGUCCCAGGAUCAGCUUGCCCGUUUCCAAUGUUCUAAGUGUCCUGCAAGCUUCACACUAAAAUCAAAUAUGGAUAGGCAUGAAAAGACAAUCCACUUUAACCACAAGAAGAUGCAGUGUCCUGACUGCUUAAAACUCUUUAGAGACAAGACAGAUCUGAAUCGGCAUCUAAUGUCUGUGCACUCAGAUGAACGUACCUUUGUGUGUCUCUUUUGCAGCAAAGGUUUUGGUACACAAAAGAAUCUCACUACUCAUAUGAAAGUGUGUUACCUGGUCUCUGCCCAGCCAAUCGGUGAAGUUCUGGAUAGUGUGGAUCAAAAUCAGGAACCUGAGGAGGUCUAUCAAAGCUGUAUUAAGGAAACGAGAAAAUCAUGAGAUUGGAGGGAGAUGGGAUCACAUUUUCGGCAUUUAUUUUUUAUUAAAUCCAUAAAUUAAGAGGAGUAUAUUGCUGCAUUGUUACUUGCUGAAAAUGGGUUUACCAUUGGAUAAGCUAUAACACUAUAAUAAUUCCCAGAUAUUGGACAGAUUGGUCAGUCAUUAUUUCAGUUCUAGAUUUUGUAAACUAAAAUCUCUAAUUAGAAUCAAGAUGCAAUUUUGUGUUUAGAAUAUUUUUGAUAGAUAAUAUAAUGGUAUUUUGGAUUACUCAUGAUUAGAGGUUGCAUUCCUUUUACAUUUUUACAUGUCAUGAUUAAGAACUUUUGGUUUGUGUAUUUUUUUAAUAUAAGCUUAAGCCUUUAAAGAAGAUUUAAUUUGUUAUAUAGAGAUAAUGGUUUUAAAGAUAAUUAAUUUAUUUAUUUUUAAAAGCAGUUUUCAAAGAUUCUUUUGUAAACAUAGCAAUUUAUGGCAAUAUGUUAUUUGCUGUCCCUAUGUACUGUGAGGAUCUGUAUGAAUGGAAAUGAUCAGUGAUUGUAAACAUUUCCUUGGUUUAAAAUAGUCUCAAAGGGAUUAUUGAGAAGUAUACAGGAUAACUGCAUUUGGGAGUGGAAGAGGGUGUGUCUCUGUGUCAACUUUGUCAUUGAAGAUUUCCCCCUCUGAUGUUAGGCAUUACACAGUUAAACUAUAAGCUUGUUCUGUACUGCAGCUGAAGUGAAUCUGUUCUGAGAAGUACAAAUUCCAGCAGAUGUCCUAUGGGAAGAGGAUUUUAGUCCUACUAGAAAAGGUGAAGCUGGCCUGCUGUUUAAUACAAUUUGACUAUGGCAUUUUGAGUUUUGUUUUUUUUUUUUAAACUUCCUCUGGCGUCCUGCCAAUGUAUCAUGUAUGUGCACUCAGCCACCUCCUCUUCCUUAAAAUAUUCUGAUUGUUGCCUGUAUUAGGUGAGAAACUCUAUUGAACCGCUGUGACAAGUAUUUCUGCUUUGCUUAAUGAUGUCUCCAUUUAUACUAGUUUUAAAAACCAUGCAAAACUUCUGGAAUGCUAUUGGACAAAGACUUACAUUUAUAUUGCAUCAAAGAAAUUAUAAAAGAAACAGAAUAACAAAAGACCUGAGCUUUGCAAUUGCACAACUGUGGGACUGAGUGGCUAGUUUCAUCUGUGGCCCAAACUACCAGUGAAUGAAAGUACUUUGCUAUCACCAAAUGCCACAAGCUAUUUAUAAAGUCCAGUUUUCUGUAUCAUAUUUAGAAGCUCUGUGCUAUGUGGGCAUAUGUUCUAUACUAGGAUUUUUUAGAAAUUGCUGCAGGGUUAAGAACAUGUGAUUAUUUAGUAUGCUGCUGAAUGUUACCUGGAGUUAUUUUCUAUAUUUAUGAGUAAGAGUGUGGCAUUCAAAAACUAAGUUUCUUCAAGUCUUUUAACUCCAUCAAUUUGGUCUCUACAUUGUGGUUGAGCUAGCCAAAUUGAAUGUACAUAAAAAUAUAUCCUCUUGCUCCAAAAAGCCUAAUACUAUAUAGUGGAGACAGUGGAGCUUGACCAUCAGACUCUGUUACUGGAAGGUUGAAAUCCAACUAUAGUUCUCAUUUAAUUACUUUGGUUCAAUUAUUUGAAAGCUGUGAACUGUUUAACUCACAGUUUCCAAUUUAUUUUCAUACAAAUACAUAUUAAUUUAAUUACUCUAACAAUUGCUGUAGUUUAAGAGUGAGUAGUGCUUUUCAAAUACUCUGUGCACAAUGCACAAGUUGUCAGCAACUUGGUCUGGUGCUUAAGUGUUAUGUACUGUGUUAGGGUUAAUUUGUAUAUUGGUUCUUUUGAUGUGUGUGACAACAUAACUAGGAAACAAUAACAAAACUUUUAGAAGUAGUCUUGUGAUUUUGCCAAAGUAGUUCUCUCGUAGCAUGCCCAUACCUCAGGAAAACAAAGCAGGGAAAUGCUUAGUUUUGCACAAACAAUAUUGUAUACUUGUAGGAUGAUUAAACAUUAAGGGCCAGAUUCUUUAGCCUGCUAAAUCCACUUUGCAUGCUGCACAAAGUGGGCAUAAAACAGCUGGAGAUGGCCAGUGGAGAAUUUCUCAUGCAAAGGAACUGUCUACCAAUGAAAAGCUGGAAGAAGUGGCUCUACCACCCCCAGCAUGGAGGGGAAGUGGCACUUGAGCACUGACCCACUACACACAGUCUUCCUUUUGUCUAAAAUAAAUCUGCUUCACUGCAGCUCUGAUUUGCACCAGAGCUAGGUGGCUUAGGGCCAGGAAGCCACAAACACCACCAACCUCACCCCCACCCCCACUGUGUCUGAGCAGAUCACAGUUUGAGAGUCUGUUCCUAUGUAACUAUUAUAGCACAUAUCUUGUUAAUUGAUAUAGCAAGAAAGUCAUAUUAAACACUCUUUUGUCCAUAUAGUGCUUUCCCUUUAUUGAUUAUUGAUAUAUGUAUGAAUAUGCCUUGGAAUCAACCUGCUCCUCCUGUUAUGCACAUGACUAAUCUGCCUAUUUGAUGUUUGGCAAUUGCUAAGUAAAUUUACUGUGCUCUUUGGCAGAUGGGAGAGGAGGUGGGAAGGAACUGAGCAGUGAGAGGGAACUGUGAAAAAUCUCUCUGCCCCCAUGAAAAAUCUCUCUAUGGCAUUAUGGAAGCAGCAAAUGAGGGCUUAUCUAGACCAUAUCAGAAAGGGAGCAUGAGUAACCACAGCAUACCUAAAAGGACUGUUGUCUCAUGACAGAGUCAUAGUUAUAGAGUUUAAGGCAUCAGGGGGAUACUAAAGGGUCUGACCUCUUUAUCGCAGUGACCCUCACGCUAAUCCCAACUAACCCAAAGUAUUACAACCCAUCGGAAGUUAGACUGUUAUGUGCCACAGACAGAUAUAAUGGCCAUAUUAAAUACUUAUUGGGGGUAGGGGUUUCUCCCUGUUACUAGGAACAUUCAUUAGAACUCAAAUUGCCACAGUGAUAAUAAAUGUAGUGAAACACAUAUGAAACUGUUAAGGUCACUGAAUACAUCUUAUAAAUAGAAGAAGUAGGUGGAUCAUGAAAGAGGACCCUUGAUCAUUGCUUCCUCUUUUUUCUCAUUCUAACCAACGCCCCUGUUGGUUCUCUGAUUUUGUUACUGUUUUCUGUUAGCAUUUUCUGCAGAGUUUGUUGUUUUGAGAUUUUUAAGUUUGUCCUUUAUUAUUUUGUGGUGUUCUUUGUGAAAGUGUCUAGAUAAUAUUCUUUCAACUAGAUUAGCCCUCUCCUUUCCCUGAUGUUUAAGGGACUUAAUUGAAUUGAUUUAACAUCCAAAUGAGAUCACAGAAGUGUGUAAGAAAUUAUUUUCUAUUAGACAGGUUACGUAGGCAUUUUAUUGUAAUAUGUACAGUUAAUACCGAUGGUAUUGAUUCCUGACACCUGUGCAAAUACUUAUUAAAUUUCUUGAGUGACUUGCAAGUUCUUGUCUUCACGGAUAGGAGCAAAUUAAUUUAAAAAACUACAAACAUUAGACUUUCAGGGAACAAUAUAAUAGAUGUUUAUAUAGUUGUAAUAGAAAACUUUCUUAAACUUAUGUUUUUAAAUUCAGAAGUAGGAGAAGAUGUGAUAGGGAUGAUUGGUUUUACCAUAUAAAUAAAAUUGCAGUUUGAUUUUAAAAAUAUAAAAUGCAAUCUAAUGUGUAAAAAAUGAAGGGGAAAAAACUUGCCUCAAGUUAUUUUGUGAAAUACUUCUUGGCAUCCAAAAGAGUCAGUAUUGUCAUGCAGUAACACAGCAUAUGCAUAAAUUACAGAUUUAUAGACUAAAAUGUAGUUUUAUAUAGCACCUUUAUGCAAUAGUUAUGCGGUGUUGUACAAACAGCUACUCGUAUUGAUGUAAUUGUGUAGGAAAUGUAGCAACUGUUUCUGAGGCCUGGUCUACGCUUGGGUGGGGUCAGUCCAAGUUACGCAGCUUCAGCUAUGCGAAUAACAUAGCUGAAGUCGACGUACUUAGAUCUACUCACCGCAGUGUCUUCACUGUGGUAAGUUGACAGCUGACAUUCCCCCGUCGACUCCACCUGCGCCUCUCGCCCUGGUGGAGUAGCUGAUGGGAAAGCACUCGGCGGCUGAUUUAUCGCAUCUAGACUAGACGCGAUAAGUCGACCCUUGCUGGAUCGAUCGCUGCCCAUCAAUCCAGCGGGUAAUGUAGACAAGCCCUGAGAGGGAGAAUUUUGGUCAGGAAACAAGUUUUCUCUUUACUCCUGAUUCUAUGGAAAUUAAUGGCUUUUGGUUUAACAUCUUGUCUUAAGGAUGGCAAUUCUAAUAACACACCAAAUGGAAUAAUACAGUGACGUCUUACAGUAAUGAGACUGAGAUUGGGUGGACAACUGAAGCAGGGGAAUGCCAAACAAUAUAUGGCACAGAAGUGAUCUAGUUACUGCUCAGGAUUCCAGAAAUGCUGUCUCUGCAAUUUGGGCUUUGAAUUAUGAACAUAUCUUUUUGGGAGUCCUGAUGGUAGCAAUCAGCAAAAAAGAGAAAUAAUUAUGAAUAAUUGUUGCAAACGAGAUAAGCAAGAUAUUAAGAAAGCAUAAAUUUAGCUGUGGGGUUUUUUGUUGGGGUUGGUGAGGGGAGGGAGUUGUCUACAAAUCUUCCAAACUGCAGACAAACCUUAUAAUAAAAUUUCUUCUGUAGACAAUGUGAUGCUAAAUGAAAUGGGUUCCCUUUAUCACUGACUUGAAGUGCAUAUUCUAAACUAGCUUGGAAAUAACAGUUGAUGUGAAUAUGUUACAUGAUAGGACUAAUGCAUAACUUUGCACAACAGGUUUUUUUCCUAAAUCAUCUAUGCAUUUGUCAGUGUUUAACAGUGACAGUCGACAGACCAGAUUUGUUUGGCGUUUAUUUAGAUUUGCAAACAGAUUUUUUUAAAGAUUGUAUGCAAGAAAUGCAUGUACAACUAGCAUACUGUUAAACCUAUACAUCACUUUUUCAGGUGGGAAAGCGGUAGGGGAGCUGACGUAUUAGCAAGGAGAGAAUUCUAAAACUCUAAAACAAUUAAAAUCUACCUCAGUGAAACAAGAUAGAUAACUUAAGACAGUAAUGCCAAAGUUUUUGUAGUGUUGCUGGAUACUUUUUAAAAAAAUACUCAUUUUAUAUAAAUAUAUUUAUAAAAUUAUUUGUUUUUGUUUAAAAAUACAGCUCUGUUCAUAAUGCAUAUUUCACUUCUUGGUGCUAUUCCUCAUCUAGAGAUUUGCCAUGUAUCGCUGCUGGUAAUGAUCUUGGUAAUCUGGUCAAUGAUCAUUUCCUUGUUUACAGAUACUGCUAUUUCUAAGUGUUGUAAAUGUUUAAUAUUAGCCUUUUUAUUUAGGGCAAAUAGUCUAUACAUUUAAACUUUGUCAUUUAGACAAAAAAAGCUUUGUCUGUCCAUACCAAGGUUAAUAUAUUGUUGACUAAAUAUACAUGCGUAUAGGCAUAUGUGUUUAACAGAGAGUGCUGUGAAACACUAACAUGAAACUGUAUUUCUGAUGAUGCUUUUAUUUUUCAAGUUUUUAGUUUUAUAGAUGCAGAAAUAAAAAUGUGGAUAUUUGACAAAAUAUUUAGUUUUUAAUAAAAUUAUAACUGCACAAA
This is a messenger RNA of Gopherus flavomarginatus (Mexican gopher tortoise), 8516 nucleotides long. It is a transcript of the gene ZBTB46, whose product is annotated as zinc finger and BTB domain containing 46. Gene Ontology annotation, biological process: regulation of transcription by RNA polymerase II. Bases 936 to 2966 code for a protein of 676 amino acids. The record is from RefSeq and is a predicted model, not a curated record. The transcript is spliced from 8 exons. Gene Ontology annotation, molecular function: DNA-binding transcription factor activity, RNA polymerase II-specific; RNA polymerase II cis-regulatory region sequence-specific DNA binding; protein binding. Lineage: Eukaryota; Metazoa; Chordata; Testudines; Testudinidae.